UUUCUCAAAUUUUAAUUUUCAUUCGGAUUUAUAUUUUUGUAAAAAUAACACUUCACUUACCUAGUUGUAGCUGUGAAAUUAGGUUUUGGUUUGUGCGUGAUAUGUUUUUUGGACAUGGGUAGUGAAUUAAACCUUGCUACAACUGAAUCCAGGUCUUCUGCAUCCAUCAUUUAAAACCGCUUCAUAUCACCUGUAAUGUUUGGAUUACAAAUUACAUAUCUGCAUUGGACUCAAAACAUUUUACUGUUUGUUUACCACACUAUUAUUGGCUUUUUGAGUUGGACUGGAGGGUGGUGGAGCUGGACUCGACAGUCUGAUGUGAUGCUCCGCAAUGUUGAAAAGAAAAUCUUGUCAUGUCUAAAAACAGCUUACAAGCGUUUCUACGUGGACAUCGGCUCGGUAGUGGGGGAGAGCGACAAGAUAUGGACCAUCUCCCUCAACGAGGAGUCUCCGAAGACGCCGCUGGUGAUGCUGCACGGCAUGGGCGCCGGCGUCGCGCUGUGGUGCCCCAAUCUUGAUGCGUUCGCGGCCACGCGGCCCGUGUAUGCUAUUGAUCUUUUAGGCUUCGGGCGCAGCUCGCGGCCCAAGUUCUCGUCGGACGCGGCAAAGGUGGAGGCGCAGUGGGUGGACUCGGUGGAGGAGUGGCGGCGCGAGCUCAACCUGCCGCAGUUCGUGCUGCUGGGACACAGCCUCGGCGGGUACAUUGCCACGGCCUACGCUAUCAAGUACCCUGAUAGGGUACGCCACCUCAUCCUAGCAGACCCGUGGGGUUUCCCAGAAAAGCCGGCAAACGUAUACGAGAAACACCAAGUGCCUCUAUGGGUGAAGGCAGUAGCGACGGCGGUACAACCGUUGAACCCACUGUGGGCGCUGCGAGCCGCCGGGCCCGCGGGCCGCUGGCUCGUCAGCAAGACCCGCCCAGAUCUGUCCAGGAAGUUUACGCCGUAUGUGCCUGAUGCGGAGACGGUUAUACCGGAGUAUAUUCAUCAGUGUAACUCGCAGACGCCUAGCGGCGAGAGUGCCUUCCACGCUCUCAUGCACGGCUUCGGCUGGGCGAAGAACCCGAUGGUGAAGCGAGUGAACGAGAUCAGCCCGUCCCUGCCGGUGACCGUGCUGUACGGGUCGCGCUCGUGGGUCGACAACUGCACGGGGCAGGUGCUCGCCGAGACCAGGCCGAAGGGGGCCAAGACUUAUGUGCAGGUGAUCAACGGUGCCGGCCACCACGUGUACCUGGACAAGGCGGAUCUGUUCAACAAGUACGUGAUCGAGGCGUGCGCGCGCGCAGACGACGACGAGCAGCCGAGCAUUCGCGACGCGAACGAAACGGACCCUCCAGCCAACACUACUUCUUGAUAGCAAAUUAUAUGAGAGCCAAUGGUGAGGUCGCGAAAUGAACGGACCUUCCAGCUAAAACUUAUUGAUAGCAAAUAUGAGCUAAUGGUGAGGUGUAUGGUGUAUGUAUGAUAAAAGUUGGUGUGAGAUUGGUUGGCAGACGAGGGUUUAUGGGUUGUGACACCAAGUGCCUUUUUUGCUUACAGAAUCUAGCACUUCAAAAUAUGGUAGUUCCGAUAAUUUGCUAUAAAUAACCGUAUACGCCCAAGAAUAAGGUAACAAUACGAAAAUGGUGGUCGCCACAUAAGAUGGAGAGUAGUUUAUGGAUGGGCAUUAUAUUAUAACAUAACAAUUAAAUUCAAAUUCAAAUAAAACUAUUCUGCCAAUCGAUCUUACAGUAACUUCAUAUAAUGUUUGAAUGUGUUUUAAAUAUUGCUAUAGGCCUCGGCACAGAUCUUGAUCAUCAUCGCGGUAUGAAAUCGAUUACCAAUGAGAACUACUUAAAUUAAAUUAUUCACUUUACGUUUGUGCCGAGGCCCGGAAAACCUAUAACGACAUGCCUUUAUUCUACUGCCUACGCUUGCUGGGUUUCCAGUUUGAAAUAGCAAGAUAAUUAUUAAAAAUGCCUUUAAAUAUAUUUAUGGUUCACUGUAGAUAAUCCUCUGUACCGAAAGUAUUUAUAAAUCCACGUUUAAAAUUUAUAA
This is a messenger RNA of Plutella xylostella (diamondback moth), 2036 nucleotides long. The record is from RefSeq and is a predicted model, not a curated record. Lineage: Eukaryota; Metazoa; Arthropoda; Insecta; Lepidoptera; Plutellidae.